CAACAACAGUCAGCAGCAACAGCUGAUAUGUUGAUAACAGGAGAGUUUAAAAGGAUUACAGAGAGGAUGGUAUCAUAGCUGCAGCUGUAACGUUACGUCGUCUGUGGGAAGUUUGGCACCGAGCAGAGUUAGUUUGUGUUCUGAGUUUAGAAAAUGAGCAUAAAUGAUAAUGGAAACACACAUUUAUAUAGUGAAUGCGCCGCCGGGGACACUGAAAGCAACGAAACUACGCCUUUAUUAACAAAUGGAUUGGCUCAGACCAGAGCCAAAGGAGCCUCCAUGGCCUCCUCUGUGUUUAACCUGAUGAAUGCAAUCAUGGGCAGCGGUAUUCUGGGUCUAGCUUAUGCUAUGGCUAGCACUGGAAUAGUUGGUUUUUGUAUCCUGUUGGUAGUAGUGUCCAGCCUGGCAGCGUACUCUAUACAUCUCCUUCUGAAGCUAUGUGACCAAACAGGCAUCAAUUCGUAUGAAGAGCUUGGAGAGAGAGCCUUGCAAAAACCAGGAAAGGUUCUGGUUGGAAUUGCUAUUAUUAUCCAAAACAUUGGCGCCAUGUCAUCCUAUUUGUUCAUCUUGAAGUCGGAGCUUCCUGCAGCCAUCAACAGCCUCUUGAGUUCAGCCAGCACAGGAAAUACCUGGUAUGAAGAUGGCCGUCUGCUACUGGUCCUAGUCACACUUUGUGUUAUUCUACCUCUGUCAAUAUUGCCUAAAAUUGGCUUCCUGGGAUACACAAGUAGUCUUGCGUUUUUCUUCAUGCUGUACUUUGCAGUUGUGGUUAUGGUCAAGAAAUGGUCCAUCCCCUGCCCGCUGCCUCACAAUGUGACUACACUUUCAGGUGCCUUCCAGAUUUCAAAUUCCUCUGACUCAGAAUGUACGCCCAAACUCUUUAUCAUCUCCUGUAAGAGUGCCUAUGCCAUCCCCACCAUGGCCUUCUCUUUUCUGUGCCACACGGUUGUCCUGCCAGUCUACGCUGAACUUGACCGACCUACUAAGAGCAAGAUGCAGAUCGUUACAAAUGUCAGUAUCAGCCUCAGCUUCCUGGUUUACCUCAUUGUUGCGGUGUUUGGCUACCUCACCUUCUACGCACAUGUGUCCUCUGAGCUGUUGCAUGGCUACGAUGUGUAUAUGCCUCGGGACGUCAUGGUGAUGACUGUUCGAUUGAUCAUCCUGCUCUCUGUGUUGUUGACUGUACCUCUUGUUCACUUCCCUGCCCGUAAGGCUGCGAUCUUGCUGAUGUGUGGAACACAGCCCUUCUCCUGGCUGAUCCACACCACUACAACUCUAAUCAUCCUGGGUGUGGUGCUGCUGAUGGCCAUCUUUAUUCCUGAUAUAAGUAAUGUGUUUGGAAUCGUGGGAUCGACAACAUCCAGCUGCCUGUUGUUUGUUUUUCCCGGCAUUUUCUACCUCAAGAUCAGCAGCCAACCUUUCCGAUCUUUUGACUCCGUUGGGGCUACCCUUCUGAUGGUCUUUGGAUUGAUUAUGGGACUCCUCAGCUUCUCUAUCAUUGUCAUCACAUGGGCACAGAGCUCAUAACCCCAUCUGCCCCCCCUUCCCAGAAUUAGGAACAAGAGCAAAGAAAGGGAAAAGCGUGCCAAAGAAACUGAAUACGUGAGGAAACAGAGAUGCCAAUCUGCAUCACCUCAGGCAGAGUAUUUAUGGUAAAGUUGUUCUCAACACUAGGUUAGUGGGUUUUUUUUUUUUUUUUUUUUUUUUGGUGCUUUCUAACGCACAAACAUAGACCAAACUCAAACUGCACCCUGACUUUUAGACUAUACCCAAUUCAUGGCAAUCAUUGUUCUUUUAAUCUGCCUGGAACAAAAGAUUGGCGAGGUUUACUUCGUCAGAUUAAUUUUUAUAUUUUUUUUUUUCAUUUUUCUGACAGCAUUUGUAUCGUUCUUUUUGGAUGAUCGUGAACCUAAUGUAAACCAAUCUUUUGGUAUUUGAAAAUGCUGUUGACCACAUCUGAACUUAAAAAGUGUCAGGUUUACCACUUUCUCAAAAAAAAAAUUAUGACACAUUGUUGUUUGUAUCAUUUAAUCCAUGAUUUGCCACAUACAAUCUACAUAAUGUAUAUACAGUAUUACCACAUACAGUCCAAACUUCAGCGUUACUGCUGCUGCUUGUUUUCUUUCGCUGUAAUGAAUGUGACAAAAACUGAGCAGUUGUCACAGUUUUUUGAACUGAUCAGUUUUUGUUUGGGCCAAUUAAUUACAAUGUUACUCCAUGUCUUUAUAAUGUAAACAUAAUACAAUGUUAUUCUUUAAAUGACUGCCAUUAAGUAAAAGGGAAAUUGUAUUGUACUGACAUGUCACUUUGCUCAUUAAACCACUAAAAUGUC
Messenger RNA from Micropterus dolomieu (smallmouth bass), 2332 nucleotides. RefSeq names its product solute carrier family 38 member 6 (gene slc38a6). The coding region runs from base 154 to 1527 and encodes 457 amino acids. Lineage: Eukaryota; Metazoa; Chordata; Actinopteri; Centrarchiformes; Centrarchidae. The record is from RefSeq and is a predicted model, not a curated record. Gene Ontology annotation, molecular function: L-glutamine transmembrane transporter activity. Gene Ontology annotation, biological process: amino acid transmembrane transport; L-glutamine transport. The transcript has 16 exons.